Molecule: messenger RNA, 1890 nt
Organism: Suricata suricatta (meerkat)
Lineage: Eukaryota; Metazoa; Chordata; Mammalia; Carnivora; Herpestidae
Gene: CCDC172
Product: coiled-coil domain containing 172
Exons: 10
Coding region: 1-1038 (345 amino acids)
Cellular component (GO): cytoplasm
Source: RefSeq, a predicted model, not a curated record
AUGAGGGUGUCUGCGUGCAGCCAGGGAAUGAAAGCAGAGUUGCUGUUCCCGGGCAGAGCGAGGGGGAAAAACGGUCGUCAGUCGUUAGUGAACAGGGGAACAAAGGCCCGGAGCCGGGCUGGCGGCCCGCUUCUCUGUGUGGAGCCUCGGCCGGUCCCGGAAGAACCGCCCUGGAGCAGGGCUCCUUCCGGUUGUGCUUUCCAGGACCCGCGGCCGGAUGUGGAGGGGCGCAGGAGGCGUCCGUGGCAGCCCGGGCCUGACAUGAGUCUAGACUCCUUGUUUCAGCACAUCAUCUUCUCGGAGCAUCAGGCGGAGGAGAGUCGCCGCUUGAUCCGAGAAGUAAGGUCGGAAAUUAACAGAUGUCGCCAAGAAAUUAAGAAAGCAACGGAGAUGCUGAAUGAAGAGAAAAUCAAGUUGGAAUCAAAGGUUCAGCAGUUUUCUGAAAGAAACUUCCUCUUACAGCUUUGGAAAAUUCAUGAAAAUGCCUUGGAAAGACAGUGUAGUGAAAUUACAAACCAGAGAAAUACGCUUCUCCAAACCUUUGAGGCUACAAAGAAAAAAAUGAUAGAGGAGGAGGAAAAAUUUAUUAAGGAAAUUACAGACUUCAAUAAUGAGUAUGAAGUAGCAAAGAAAAGACAGAUUUUGAUAAAAGGAAAUGUCCAGAUUGAAAUAUCUGACUUAGAAAACCAGGCAAACAUUUUGAAAAGGGAACUGGAGUCACUGGAACAGAAUAGUGGUCAGUUAAAUGAACUUCAAAAACAAAAGAGUGAAUUAAUACAAGAAUUAUUUACUCUGCAGAGAAAACUGAAAGUUUUUGAAGAUAAAAAGAAUGAAGCUAUUUGUACUACCAAAUACCUAGAGGCAGAAAAAGUAAAAAUCACUGAAAAGCCUCAAAAUGAUGCUGAAUGCUUAAGACUUAAGAAAGAAUUGGAACUUUAUAAGGAAGAUGACAUGCAAAGUGCUUAUGAAGCUCUCCAAACAGAAGUAGAAUUUCUGGAGUUGGCAUUGGCACAGAAAGACCUUCAGGAAAACAAAUAACUUGUGAAGAAUUGACCAAAGCUAUCCAAGGGUAACGCCUGUUGUAAGAACAUCCUUACUUUGAUGGGAGGAAGAGAAAGGAAGCAUUACAAAGAAUGACUGAUGGUAAAAUGCUCUCCUUGCUGCUGCUAUGAAGAGUAUCAAGAGCAAAGCUGUCAGAACUGAAAGCUUAUUUAAACAACUGCUUUUGAUACAUAGCGCAUUUAUCUUUAAAAGACCUUUCUGAAAUUGACAGCACCAGAAUUCAGAUGUCUGGGAAAAUAAAGAAUGCAGAGAGCAGCUAACCGGGUACCUAGGAUGUUUAAACUGCCUCUUCUCCAAUGGCAGCUACUCCUCUGUCCUUCCCAGCCAGUGGAGAUAAUUGGAAGAAGAAUAUUCAUUCCUUUCAGAUACUGCAUAAAUGUUUCUCUCUCUGCCACGUGUCUCCUUGCACCAUCAGGCAGGUUGAGCGUGCCCUCUGUGCCUUCCUGGACCUUUACUAAAUGUGCAUCAUGGUACUAUCCAGCAGCCAUGUAAUUAUUAGUCUCCUCUGGAUUGUGAACUAUUUGACGGCAAGAAUUUUCAUUCAUCUCUGCAUUUUGAAUUCAUAUCAAAGUGCCUUGCGCAUUGCAGGUACCAGUAGAUGUGGAAGACUUCAUGCAUAUGAUUAACUUCCACUUUACAUACUUAGUGGGUUGAUGAGGUUUUAUGAUUGGCCUGAAACCUGAUCAUCUUCGGUACUCUUGGUGAGAGGAGGAGAAUGCUAAGAUGUAAACAGCCUUCUCCUGAAACUAACUUUACACUGUAUGUCAACUAACUGGAAUUGAAAUACAAACUUGAAACAAAAUAAAUAAAUAGCCUACUUAAUAUUAA